Molecule: messenger RNA, 967 nt
Organism: Populus euphratica (Euphrates poplar)
Lineage: Eukaryota; Viridiplantae; Streptophyta; Magnoliopsida; Malpighiales; Salicaceae
Product: dnaJ homolog subfamily B member 13-like
Exons: 2
Coding region: 60-770 (236 amino acids)
Cellular component (GO): cytosol
Molecular function (GO): protein-folding chaperone binding
Source: RefSeq, a predicted model, not a curated record
GUUACACUGAGCUAGAACGGUUCUCUUUGCCUUUCUUUCAUCCACCUUCUAUCAACGAGAUGACUAGUCAGAGUAGGGCAACAGCUGGUGAUAUCUAUGCUCAAUUUUUCGGGUCUAAUAGCCCAAAUCAAAACAGGAGAGGAACGGGGAUGUCCAGUAACAUAAAUGGCGAUGAUAAUGAUAUCUUUAGAUCCUUUGAACAAAGCUUCGUGGUUAGUGCUCCUGGAAAAGAUCCUGCAGUUAAGCACACCCUGCCUUGUAGUCUUGAAGAGCUUUAUCAAGGGGCUACCAAGAGGGUAAAAAUAACUAGAGAAGUAGCUGAUCGAAGUGGCUUGACCAGGAAAAUGGAGGAGAUUCUAACCAUUGACACAAAGCCUGGUUGGAAGAAAGGCACGAAGAUCACUUUCGAAGAGAAAGGGAACAAAAGACCAAAUGUAACACCUGCUGAUGUUGUCUUCAUUGUUGAUGAAAAACCCCACUCUGAGUUUACUCGUGAUGGAAAUGACUUGAUCGUCACUCGAAGGAUUUCUGUAACCGAAGCCUUUACAGGCUACACUGUCCGUAUUAUUACCUUAGAUGGCAGGAAUUUAACCCUUCCGAUCAAUGAUGUGAUCCAUCCCAACUAUCAGAAGUUCGUCCCGAAUGAAGGGAUGCCGAUCCUCGGCGACCCAACAAAGAGAGGGAUUUUGAAAAUCAAGUUUGACAUCAGGUUCCCAACAAGGGUUAAUGCAGAGCAGAAGGCAGGAAUCAGGAGACUCUUUGGUCCUUGAGAUCUCUAUGUCAGCACGUGAGACAUCUCCUAUGGGAAGGAAGCCUUUGGAAUGGUAUCCUCUUGCUGCACUUUGUGUUUGUGUUUGUGUGUGUCUGUGUGAAGUAUGGCAUCUUUCUGAGAUGUUUUAAUGCAGGGUUUGACCAUCUUCUUAAUAAUGUUCUUAAUGAAAACUGGUUUCCCUUGAUUGUUGUUGAA